CACUGUUGGCCAUGGUAAUGUUUCAGUGAGAGAGAAGACUCUGAAAGGAGCAGUUUCUCUUGGAAAAGCUGGGAGUGUAUACAGUAUGGCUGUGACUGGGGAUGAGACAGAAACAGGCACCCCUGGUGACCUGACUGGCUGCCAGCUGCGUAACCCCACUUCCAGCCUCCCUCAGGGUGUCGCAGGGCCCAGUGCUCACAGCUCCCAGAAACUUAUAGAGGAUGCCUUACAGAAGAGGGAGCUGCGCUUGAUGAAGAACAGGGAAGCUGCCCGUGAGUGUCGGCGGAAGAAGAAGGAAUAUGUCAGGUGCCUUGAGAAUCGCGUGGCCGUGCUGGAAAAUCAAAAUAAGACUCUGAUAGAAGAGCUUAGAGCCUUAAAAGACAUCUAUCGUCACAAAGUGGAGUGAUGGGGAAUCGGGAUUGUGUGGACUGUGUCGGUUUGUUUCUGUGGCCCAUCUUGAGGACUCUGUGUACCUAUACACGCAACGCACUCCAACGAACACACACCCUUUGUAGUUGCUGAUUAAAUGUGUUUACACGAUGAUAUCAGUGUUUCAGGCUCUGAAUUAUCCAUACACCAGCAGCAGCUGAAAUAAGCAGCUUGUUUCAGGAGAUAUCAGUGAGUAUUUGUGAGCCAGGCUUCUAGAGGAAGUAGGCCCUAUGUGGAUCAGAAUGUCCAACAGCGGAGGUUAAACCUGAACGUGUCAGCAAUGCCUUUGCGUUACCUUAACCGCAUUGCGUUUUACAUUCCUUUACAAUAUUAUGAUGUGGGUCUGUUCAAAUACUCCAUUAAUCGGUAGUCUUUAUGAUGGCUUUGUUUGGAGGACUGUUCAGGGAGAAAAAUGCUGCCAGAAGCCAAAUUUUCAAACAUCAGGGUUCAUGUGAUCUUCAGGGCUUCACAAAGUUUGUGGGGUUUUUUUUUUUUAAAUUUUGUUUGAUUUUAGAAGGUCCGAUGCCUCUAACCAGUGGCAUUAUUAUUUAUUUGGGGAGGUUUUGCUGCACAUUGUUCUAUAUUUUUGGGAUAUUGCAGCAUAGUUGAGUGUAUGUUUAGAAAAAAUAUCUGUUUUUGAAGCAUUUGCAUUAACUUGUCGUUUCUUUUUUUUGUUCCCUUUGCAUCUGUAUCUGUGAUUAAAUUUAACACUCUAUUCGUGAGACAGUUGCUCAUUUGUUUUUAAUGACAUAUUAGCUGCUGGAUUCUUGGUGUUUGAUUUCUCCUCUGCAGCACGUUAAGAAUCGUCAGAACCCAUGUGAAGGCCUUUUGGAAUGUUUUCACUUCAAUAAAAUUCUCA
Molecule: messenger RNA, 1288 nt
Organism: Pelmatolapia mariae (spotted tilapia)
Lineage: Eukaryota; Metazoa; Chordata; Actinopteri; Cichliformes; Cichlidae
Product: cAMP-responsive element modulator-like
Exons: 3
Coding region: 86-406 (106 amino acids)
Biological process (GO): regulation of transcription by RNA polymerase II
Cellular component (GO): ATF4-CREB1 transcription factor complex; nucleus
Molecular function (GO): DNA-binding transcription factor activity, RNA polymerase II-specific; RNA polymerase II cis-regulatory region sequence-specific DNA binding
Source: RefSeq, a predicted model, not a curated record